AAGUUUAUAAGUUAAAACCCCUUGUUAAACACACUUCAUUUGGACGGAAAAACCCCUCCAUCUCCGCCGGCAACCACACCAGCCUUCAACUCAUUUUUACACAAUUCUUGAGAGCAGUUGAGUUGAAGAAGCAUAAAAAAUGGACAAACUCUCAAAUCCUUUCUCAUUGUUAGCGCUUGAAGACGACGAUGAUCCUUCCAACUUGUCUUCAACUAGCGCCACUUCUAACACUAGAAAGAAGGGUAGAAAAGGUGUAAUCUCAAGUGACAAGCUGUCUGUGGAUAAUGGAAAUAACAAAGAACAGAAGUUAGGUUUAACAGUGAAGGAGUGCAAAUCACCCCUAGUCUGGAUUGAUCUAGAAAUGACUGGCUUAAACAUUGAAGUUGAUCGAAUAUUAGAGAUAGCUUGUAUCAUAACAGAUGGCAGUUUGUCUAAAUCUGUAGAGGGCCCGGAUUUUGUCAUCCAUCAGUCACAGGAAUGUUUGGACAAGAUGAACGAAUGGUGUCAAAUUAACCAUGGAGCUAGUGGGUUGACAAAGAAGGCUCUCCAUAGUAAAGUCGAUGAACGUGAAGCUGAGAAGCAGGUUAUAGAGUUUGUCAGAAGACAUGUUGGUGAUAAUCACACGCCCCUUCUUGCAGGAAACUCAGUUUAUACAGAUUAUAUAUUUCUUAAGAAAUAUAUGCCAGAUUUGGCGCGCAUUUUUCCUCAUGUUCUUGUAGAUGUUAGCAGUGUGAAGGCCUUGUGUGACCGAUGGUAUCCAAAAGUUUCCAGAAAGGCUCCUGCUAAGAAGUCGAAACAUAGGGCCCUGGAAGAUAUCAGAGAGAGCAUACGUGAACUCAAAUACUACAAAGACAACAUAUUUAUAUAAUUCAGUGAUUGAUGCAUGCAGUUUUCUGAACCAUGUCUCUGUGCAUAUAGAUUAAACAUUAUAGACUCUGUUUCACACAGUUGUGAAGAGUUCAGCAAUGUGGAUUUCGAUCCUGACUGUUAUUCCUUCAGCUCUAAGGAAAUCAUAUAUUCAUAUGAACACGUAUUCCGAGAUUAUUUCUGCGUAAUGCUUGAAGAUUACUGUGAGGACUGAGAGUUUAGGAUGAUUGCUGCUUAAUAUUGAUUCGUUGUGGUGGAUAUGGUUGUAUGUUGUGUUAUUAUAAAUGGGUGGAACUGAGGCUUAGCUGAAUGAUCUAAGGGUAAAAUUUUUACUUCAUUUUAGAAAAAAUGUAUUUUUAGCUUUUUGCCUAAAAAUAUUUCCAUGAAUUGUGUCUACCGAAACAUUCCUUGUUGCAACGAUAAGUCACUCUUCAUCAAGACUGGGCACCAUCAAUUGUUAAUAUUUCUUGUGUCUUGUAUGUCUCUCUUUUGCUAAUUGAUGGUUAGUUUACGUCAACAACUGAACUUCUAGAUUAAGAUUUUAAGAAUAUAUACGUCUUAUUAAUUUGUUUUGAUGUA
Beta vulgaris subsp. vulgaris (sugar beet) is the source of this 1446-nucleotide messenger RNA. Its product is annotated as oligoribonuclease. The transcript is spliced from 9 exons. The record is from RefSeq and is a predicted model, not a curated record. The coding region runs from base 140 to 868 and encodes 242 amino acids. Lineage: Eukaryota; Viridiplantae; Streptophyta; Magnoliopsida; Caryophyllales; Amaranthaceae. Gene Ontology annotation, cellular component: mitochondrion. Gene Ontology annotation, molecular function: 3'-5'-RNA exonuclease activity; nucleic acid binding.